AUGGGUUUGGACAGCCCCUCCACCCUGAAAAUCGUUGCCACCAUGCUGCUUCGGCCCCUCGAUUUGUUUUGUCCCACCGAAUUUCCUGAUUCGAGUUCACAUGCAAGACCUGCAGUUCAAUCUGGAGCUAGACCUCAUACAGCGGGCGCAAGAGCAAGUCAAGCUGCCAGACGAAUAACACAGUCUUCCAACCAUUUCCAAGUCCCUCAACGAGCCAAGAUGGCAACCCUCGGCGCGCCCACGAAGAAGCACAAGGUCACCAUUGUUGGGUCUGGUAACUGGGGUUCGACAAUUGCAAAGAUCAUCGCCGAGAACACGAAGGCGCAUCCAGAACUCUUCGAGGAGGAAGUACAAAUGUGGGUAUACGAGGAGGAAGUCAUAAUUGAGAAGGAUUCAAAGCACUACGACCCCUCAAUCGGCGACCAACCUCAGAAACUCACCCAUAUAAUAAACAAAUACCACGAAAACGUCAAAUACCUGCCCAACAUCAAGCUGCCCGCCAACAUCAUCGCGAACCCCUCCGUCGUCGACGCCGCCACCAACUCCACAGUCCUAAUUUUCAACUUGCCCCACCAAUUCAUCGGCCGCAUCUCCAAGCAACUAGUCGGCAACAUUCUGCCCUUCGCGCGCGGGAUCUCUUGCAUCAAAGGCGUGGAAGUCACGGAAUCUGAGAUCUCCCUGUUCUCGGAAUGGAUCGGUGAAGGGUUGGGAAUCUACUGCGGCGCCCUGUCGGGCGCGAAUAUUGCCAACGAGAUCGCGCAAGAGAAGUGGUGCGAGACGACAAUCGCGUAUGAUCCUCCGCCUGUGGACUCCCGUGUAGCGACGCCGACUGGCCCUUCUCCUUCUUCAUCAACAGUCAAUUUGACGAUUACGCCCGCGGAUAUGCCGCAUAAGGAUGUUCUGGGCAGAGACAGUAAGGUGCGAUUGAGGGCCGUGCCGUCCGAUUACCCACCUCUGGAUCACGGACUUUUCAAGACGCUGUUCUACAGACCAUAUUUCCACGUCCGCAUGGUGUCAGAUGUAGCAGGUGUUUCUCUCGGCGGCGCACUAAAGAACAUCGUAGCGCUCGCGGCAGGCUUCGUCGACGGGCGAGGCUGGGGCGACAACGCCAAAGCAGCCGUGAUGCGCGUCGGUCUCCUCGAGAUGGUGAAAUUCGGCAAAGAGUUCUUCGGGCAGACAGUCCAUGCAGGCACGUUCACGGAAGAGAGUUGCGGCGUCGCGGAUCUGAUUACGUCCUGUUCCGGAGGCAGGAAUUUCAGGUGUGCGAAGAUGGCAGUCGAGAGGGGGGUGAGCGUUGAUGAGGUCGAGGCUACAGAGUUGAAUGGGCAGAAGUUGCAGGGGACGAGUACGGCGAAGGAGGUUAAUAGCUUUUUGAAGGCGAAGGGCCGGGAGGACGAGUAUCCGCUUUUUACGGCUGUGCUGGAUAUCUUGGAAGGCCGCAACACAGUUGAUGAUAUCCCCGCACUACUGGCUAGAGUAGACGAUGUAUGA
Hyaloscypha bicolor E is the source of this 1491-nucleotide messenger RNA. Its product is annotated as NAD-dependent glycerol-3-phosphate dehydrogenase. The coding region runs from base 1 to 1491 and encodes 496 amino acids. NCBI's taxonomy places the organism in Eukaryota, Fungi, Ascomycota, Leotiomycetes, Helotiales, Hyaloscyphaceae. The transcript has 5 exons. The record is from RefSeq and is a predicted model, not a curated record. Gene Ontology annotation, molecular function: NAD binding; glycerol-3-phosphate dehydrogenase [NAD(P)+] activity. Gene Ontology annotation, cellular component: glycerol-3-phosphate dehydrogenase (FAD) complex; nucleus; cytosol. Gene Ontology annotation, biological process: carbohydrate metabolic process; glycerol-3-phosphate catabolic process.